CUUUCGUCAGAAUGCCCAAACAGGCUUCUUCUCUCUCUCUUCCCCAUCCCUCUCGAACCCUUCCCCCCUCCUUCCUCCAAUGGCGGAACCUCCCCACCCUUCUCAAACCAUCGAUCCACAUGGGGCCUUGCCAUCCAAAUCCCUUUCUCCCCCCUUCCUCCUCCCGUCCCUUUCCUCACCAUAAUUAACCCCAAAUCGAAGCCGGUGAUCUAUUCGGGCCUUUCUGUGGAGCCUGAGAGCUGGGCGCUGGAGCUGAUCCCGAGCUUCUUCGAUCUCAUUCGGCAGACAAAUAUGUGUUGCACUGAAUAGCAAUAUUGACUAGAAGAGCAUAUGAGCUAGAGAACAUGAUUAUCACAUGACCCACAGCAACCAGCAUCUGACAUGUAUGCUAGGCUAUGGUCAGAUUUGGUUAAAAAAAAAAUGGUAUUGAAAUUGUCGGGUGCCCGUGCAAGAUAAGUAUGUGAGAGGUGCUUGGGAAGUAGGUCAUUUCUAUGCAUAAAUUAUAGAAAGGCUGACCUUAUUUGGAAAAGUUGUAUGGUUCAUGAGGAAAGAAAGACUAAAUCUCAAGCACUGAAGAGCAUUGAGCUCCUCUUUGCUUAGUAGAUGGAGGACUUCAAUUUUGUUGUUGGACAGCAGUUUGCUGAUGUCAAGACUUUCCGAAAGGCGAUUAAAGAAGCUGCAAUUGCCCAGCACUUUGAGCUUAAGAUCAUAAAAAGUGAUCUGAUUCGCUACUUUGCUAAAUGUGCUAAGGAGGGUUGUCCUUGGCGCAUUCGUGCGGUAAAGCUUCCCAAUGUCCCAACCUUCACGAUAAGGAGCAUCGAAGGAACACAUACUUGUGGCAAAAAUGCACAACUUGGCCAUCACCAAGCAUCAGUUGAUUGGAUUGUAAAUCUUAUAGAGGAGCGGCUACGAGACAAUGUGAAUUAUAAACCAAAGGACAUACUGCAAGACAUUCAAAAGCAGUAUGGGAUUACUAUACCAUACAAGCAAGCAUGGCGAGCAAAAGAAAGGGGUCUGGCUGCUAUUUAUGGAUCUUCUGAGGAGGGUUAUUGCUUGCUGCCAGCAUACUGUGAGCAGAUAAAGCUUUCAAACCCUGGAAGUAUUGCUCAAGUGUUUACUACUGGGUCAGACCAUCGGUUCCAGAGACUUUUUGUUUCUUUUAAUGCAUCAAUAAAUGGUUUUCUGCGUGGCUGUUUACCUAUUAUUGGUCUUGGUGGAAUGGAGCUAAAGAGCAAGUAUCUUGGUACGCUACUGUCUGUGACGUCAUUUGAUGCUGAUGGUGGAUUGUUCCCGGUUGCUUUUGGCAUUGUUGAUGUAGAAACAGAGGAAAGUUGGAUGUGGUUUUUAUCUGAAUUUCAUAAGCUGCUUGAGAUAAGUACAGAGACCAAACCUCAGCUUACAGUCUUAUCUGAUGGACGGAAAGGUAUUGUUGAAGCUGUGAGAAGAAAAUUUCCUACUGCAUACCAAGGGAUAUGCAUGUGUCAUUUAACUGAAAACAUCAAUAAGGAGUUCAAGAAUGGAAGGCUUGUCCAGCUUUUGUGGAAGGCCGCUUAUUCUAUCACCACCAUUGGGUUUAGAGAAAGGAUGGCAGAAAUUGAAGAAGUUUGUGCUGAAGCAGCCAAAAGGAUCCAGCAAGUUCCACCAAAUCGCUGGGCUGUAGUUUACUUUGAAGGGUCACGUUUUGGUCAUCUUUCUUCAAACAUUGAGGAAUUCAAUAAAUGGAUACUUGAAGCGUGUGAACUUCCCAUCAUUCAAGUUAUGGAGCAGAUCCAUGGCAAAUUAAUGGCCGAGUUUAGAGACCGACAUGAAAAGGGUAUGACAUGGACAUCGGUACUUGCCCCUUCUGUUGAAACGCGUAUUUCGGAUGCUAUUGAGUCUGCAUUGACCUACCAAGUGCUCCGUUCAGAUGAAGUAGAAUUUGAGGUUUUAUCAGCUGAUCGUUCUAGUAUCGUGAAUAUUGGCACUCGCUGUUGUUCAUGCCGUGAUUGGCAGUUGUAUGGAGUACCAUGUUCUCAUGCUGUUGCAGCCCUCCUUUCAUGUAGGAAAAAUAUCUACGAAUACACGGAGAAGUAUUUUACAGUUGCAAGGUACCGCGAGACAUACUCUCAACCAAUAUAUCCCAUUCCAGACAAAAGUGAGUGGAGCAAGGCAACCGAGGGUCUUACAGAUGAUGAAAAUCGAGUGGUUCGUCCACCAAAGUUUCGUCGUCCACCAGGACGACCUGAAAAGAAGCGAAUUUGCAUGAAGGAGGCCAAUCGUGAAAAACAUACCGUGCAUUGUAGUCGCUGCAACCAGACAGGACACUACAAAAGAACAUGCAAGGUGGAAAUUGCUGAGAGGGUAGAUCAUUAAGUCUGUGCAGUAUUGUAAUCUUAAUCCAUGCAGCCUGUUAGAUCUGUUAUAUUAUGAAAUAGUUCACCUGUUAGAUGCAUGCUUUUCCAUGCAGUGUAAAUUAAAAUCUGCCUUUUAUUCUCAUCUGAUUUCGAGCCAACUAGCCUUCUUAAGGAUAGCA
Messenger RNA from Phoenix dactylifera (date palm), 2512 nucleotides. RefSeq lists its product as uncharacterized. Lineage: Eukaryota; Viridiplantae; Streptophyta; Magnoliopsida; Arecales; Arecaceae. The record is from RefSeq and is a predicted model, not a curated record. Gene Ontology annotation, molecular function: zinc ion binding; nucleic acid binding.